Rosa rugosa (rugosa rose) is the source of this 1014-nucleotide messenger RNA. RefSeq names its product probable LRR receptor-like serine/threonine-protein kinase At3g47570. Gene Ontology annotation, biological process: hormone-mediated signaling pathway. Gene Ontology annotation, cellular component: plasma membrane. The coding region runs from base 1 to 1014 and encodes 337 amino acids. The record is from RefSeq and is a predicted model, not a curated record. Gene Ontology annotation, molecular function: protein binding. The transcript has a single exon. NCBI's taxonomy places the organism in Eukaryota, Viridiplantae, Streptophyta, Magnoliopsida, Rosales, Rosaceae.
AUGUUGGAGGGGGGAAUUCCAGUCAACCUGACCUUGUGUGCGGAACUGAGCAUCUUAAGUAUUGGAGAAAACCGCCUUACUGGCAAAAUUUCUUCAGAGAUUGGGUCAUUGAGGAAGCUUGCAUUUCUCAAUCUACAGAAAAACAAUAUGACAGGACCCAUCCCACCUUCCUUGGGGAAUCUUUCAUCACUCACUGUACUUGCCUUGGCAUCCAACAAUUUGGUGGGUAACAUUCCAGAGCUGUUAGGCCAAUCGAGAAGCUUAUCAUUUUUUGCAAUUAGUGACAAUAAUCUCUCUGGUAUGAUCCCUCCCUCUCUUUUUAACAUAUCAUCUAUGAACGCCUUCUCAAAUUCGUAUAAUAAGUUUAAGGGUAGUAUUUCGCCUGGUAUAGGCCUAAACAUGCCUAAUCUCCAAAUAAUGUCCCUCAGCGGAAAUGAAUUCUCUGGACAAAUCCCAGCUUCACUUUCCAAUGCUUCUCAGCUUCAAAAGCUUAAUUUUGGGUCUAAUAAUUUUGUUGGCCAACUUCCCGCAAGUUUUGGAAAUUUUCCUAAUCUCCAGCUGCUCAACUUCGAGUCAAAUAAUCUAGGAACUAAUUCAUCAAAUGAUUUGGGAUUUAUAUCAUUCUUGACAAAUUGCAGCAAUCUGGAGAUGGUUUCUUUGAGUAAUAACAGUUUUGGAGGUGUUUUGCCGAACUCUAUAGCCAAUUUCUCAACCCAACUAACUCGACUCUACCUUGGGGGCAAUCAAAUAACGGAAAUGAUUCCUAAAACAUUAGGAAAUCUGAACAAUUUAAUACUCCUGACCCUGGAAGAAAACUUGUUCACUGGUAUCAUUCCAGCUUCUUUGGGGAAGUUACAAAAGCUGCAAAAAUUAUAUUUAAAUUCCAAUAGAUUAUCUGGACGGAUCCCAUCUUCCCUAGGAAACCUCACCCAAUUGUUUGAACUCUACUUAUCAGCAAAUGAAUUAGAAGGAAGCAUUCCUCCAAAUAUUGGUAACUGCAAAAUCUGCAGGUGA